Hippocampus zosterae (dwarf seahorse) is the source of this 2668-nucleotide messenger RNA. Its product is annotated as Krueppel-like factor 5. NCBI's taxonomy places the organism in Eukaryota, Metazoa, Chordata, Actinopteri, Syngnathiformes, Syngnathidae. The record is from RefSeq and is a predicted model, not a curated record. The transcript has 5 exons. Gene Ontology annotation, biological process: regulation of transcription by RNA polymerase II. Gene Ontology annotation, molecular function: RNA polymerase II cis-regulatory region sequence-specific DNA binding; DNA-binding transcription factor activity, RNA polymerase II-specific. Bases 309 to 1517 code for a protein of 402 amino acids.
UUGUAUACAAAUCACAACAAAUAGGUAUGAAAUUAUUGUUAUUGUUUUUUCACAGUGUAUCACUUUUACAUACAUGAAAUGUACAACUUUAAUCUUUAUAUUAAAAUUUUAUUUUGAAUUAACAUAAAAAAACUCUUGCUCUUCUUGCAAAUGAAAACAUUCCAUAUUUUGGAUUUAUUACCAGAAGUACAAACCGUGCCGUUGUUGUCAUCAUCUUAUUUUACCCUGAAGCAAGAGGGAACUAAUGUGACUUUUUUUUAUGUGUGUGCAGACUAAAAAAAUGGGUUGUGAAAAAUGAAAAUGAAAAUAUGUUUUAUGAGUGUGUUUCAGACCAGCAAAUCUGUGCCAUUUGGGACACUUCUCUUCCUGCUAACGCUCAGGCGCAGUUGGAGAUGGACAAAUACCUCCCCCCCCAGAUCACCAGCUCGCUGCUGAGUCCUGCCAUCGACCUGAGUGACAAGAAGUACCGACGGGAGAGCGCCUCGGUGGUGGAUGAGUACUUCUCCGAGGACAAGCCCGGCGCCCCCUACAGCCUCAACAUCAACGUUAUCCUCCCCAGCUCCUCCCAUUUGCGCACGGGCCUCUACCGCCACAACACUAAGACCCUGCCCCCGACGCAGAUCAAGACGGAGCCCGGACUGGAGGUGCCCUGCUCCUCCGCCGGCACCCAGGCCUUGCCGGACUUCACCUCGGUGUUCAACGUGCCCCCCGUGGUCAACGGCGUUUUCAUCAAGCCGGACCUGAGCUCCGGUGGCGUCUCCCUUUCCAACGGGUCCCAGCAGCAGCAGCAGCAGAGUUUGGACACGGAGCUUCACAUAGGACCGCCGGCCCCCCAGCCACAGGUCUACCACAUGCCGGUCAACGGCACGGCGGAUCUCAACAUGACUCUGUCCCACUCCGGACCCUCGGCGUCCGGUUCUCGGACCAUGCUGAACCUCGGCGGCGUUGGCGGCUACGUGUUGGCCGAGCACCAGCUGGGGGCGCACCACGGUUAUUACCCGGCAUCCGGCGCCCAGCAUGCGGGCCCCCACAGCCUGCCGCCCUCACCGCCAAACUCGCAACCGGGCAGUCCCGAGGCUCAGGCUGAUCUGCUGUGUUUGGCGAGCCAGCCGCCGCCUCCGUACCAACAGCACGUGGUGGGUGGGAUAAAAGUAACGGGGUUGUCCCCUCACGCCAUGCUGAUGACGCACGGCCAGGGUGUCCUGACGGGGCCCAAAUACAAUCGACGGAACAACCCGGAGCUGGAGAAGAGGAGGAUUCAUUUCUGCGACUAUCCAGGCUGUACAAAAGUUUACACAAAGAGCUCGCAUCUGAAGGCGCACCAGAGGACGCACACGGGCGAGAAACCGUACCGCUGCACGUGGGACAACUGCGACUGGCGCUUCGCCCGCUCCGACGAGCUGACCCGACACUACCGCAAACACACGGGCGCCAAACCCUUCAAAUGCGUGGCCUGCAGCCGCUGCUUCUCGCGCUCGGACCACCUGGCCCUGCACAUGAAGCGCCACCAGAACUGAGAAAGCGCCGGGGAUCCUCCGCAGGAAGUGCGGACAAGGCGGAAACAUUUUCACUGUGUUUUUCUUCUCUGGGUUCUCCAAACCACAAAACACUUUUCCGCAAGAUGUGGUCAAAAUGUUUGCCGCUUUGCAAAUUACGGGAAAAAAAAAGUUAAGCACAUGGCUGAUGGAGUGCAAAAAUAUCCGAUUCUUAUCCCAAAAAAUUCAUGGUCUUUGUCCCUUUAUUCCUGUAUCACCUUUCCACAAAUUUUUGUACGAAUUGUUUGGGUCUGGUAUUGCACAUGCUGGAACAUUCCUCAAAUAUUUCUCAAAAUCUGUUAUGUUACAAAACGUAUGAAUCUUCCUUGGAGGAGCGAAUCAAGCAAUUUGCUUUUUGUAUUCCUCUAUAUUGUAAAGUGGCUAUCAACUAUUUUUUUUGGUGGCUUUUUUAAAACAUUUUAACAUUCCGUCUUCUCUAAUUCUUCCUCUCGUGAGAAAUUUCCGUACUUUCCGAGGAACAGGUGGACACCCCCGCUUUCAUGUAAAUAAUGUUUAUAUAUCUAUUGUGCAUAUGUGUCUGCAAGGAAAGGACAAAAAAAACAAUGAAUGUAUCUAGAUUUAUACUUAAUGUUUUUUUUUCUCUCUCCACGUUUUGUUCAUACAAGUAGAAACUUCCCUUAAGUGCGUCAUUAUAGUAACAUAAAAUGGGACCUAGUCAUGGACUGGUUCUGCCUGUUCUGGCGCUCACGGGGCUCAAGUCGUUAGCUGUUAGCUGAUGUUUGUGUCGGUUGCUUCCAUGGCAACCAAGUAGUGUAGUCAACGAUUUUACGAUGUCAUUUUAAAAGAUCAUUUUUAAAAUUUUGUUUUCGGGCCCGCCAUUCAUCGACGUGGUGAAAUUGUCUUUUAUUUCAAUGCUAAAAUUACAUUUUUUUUCCUCAUGGCUUUGCAAGGAUUCAAGUUCUCCAAGCGCGGCGUGUAUAUAAACCAACAAAAAGUGUCAUAUGAAUUAUUUUCAAUGCUCUUGUAAAUAUUUCUCUGCUUUUUACGACGUCUCAUCAGGAUUUUAAUGUCGAAAUGGAUUUUUUUGUCAAAAGCCUCGGAGUUUUUAGUUUUUGUUUUUCUUUUGUCAAAAAAUUUUGCAAUGAGAUAAUUAAAAACUUGAUAACGUGUGA